AUGAGCUGCACUUAUACAUACCCUCCUGGAUAUAAGAUCGAGAAAGCGUUCUGGUUCAAAAACCCUGUAAAGGAUGUAGAGCCUCCAGAUCUUUCUAAGGACCCUGAAUACAGUCAGAGGUUUCAGUAUCUGGGAGAUAAACAGAAGAGCUGCACCAUGAGACUGAGUCAUGUGACACAGAAAGAUGAACACAAGUACUAUUUCAGAUUCAUCACUGAUAAACCUGAUGGAAAAUGGACUGGUGAACCAGGAGUGACUCUUACUGUGACAGAUCUUCAGGUGGAGUCUCCUGAGAGAGUGACAGAGGGAGAUUCAGUCCGUCUGACAUGUAAAAGCAGCUGCGCUCUGACUGACAGAGCAACAUUCAUCUGGUACAGAAACUCACAGCCAUUAACUGAGAGAAGAGACAGAAACAAUAUACUCCUGCUGCAGUCAGUCAGAAGAGAGGAUGCAGGCAGAUAUAGCUGUGAUGUACAAGAACACAAUCACUAUCUCAGAUCACCUGAGGUUUAUCUCAAUGUCACGUAUCCAUCUAAGAACGUCUCGAUGUUCAUAAAUGGAUCUGGUGAAGCUGUUUCUGUCACUGUUAAAGAACAUCUGGUGAUACUGUAUAUAUCCAUUGGAGCAGUUUGUGGAGCUGCAGUUAUCAUCAUAACGGUGCUGAUUUGGAUCAGAAUGAAAAAGAGAAAAGGCACACUCAAAACCCAGGAUUCGUCAAUGAUGGAUCCUUCUAGAAAUGAUUACAAUAGUUAUACAGCAUCUGAAGUGGAGUCCUCUGAACCGGUGUAUGCGAAUGUAACGAAUGCCCUUGAUGCUUGUAAUAUUGAGAUGAAUGAACCUGCGUAUGGGAAUAUAAUGCGUGACAGACUGUAGUGUUUGGGAAACAUGGUAAAACAUUUUAUAGCUUUCUUUCAUGUCUGUGGGUGGAUCCCUGCUUAUAUUAAAAUAAUAGUUCACCCACAAAGGAAAAUUUACCCCAUGAUUAAUUCACCCCCAAACCAGGUGUAUAUGACUUUCAGAUGAAUAUAAUAAGAUUUAUUUUAAACUAUCCUGGCUCUUCCAAGCUUCACGAUUGCAGUAAUCAAUAAAGUGGUGAUCCGUAUAACCUUAUUUAAAUAUUUAAAAACAAGUGGGACUCAUUUUAGCCCAGGUGUUUCAUCAGACAGGCAAGGCCUAUUUUUGGGUGGCUUCUUGUCCAAGCAUUUGUAUUUCAUUAAUGAGGUUCGUGUUUACGCUCAUUUUCUUGUAUAUUUUCGUCCUCUCUAUUUAACAGCUUUAACUUACAAUGAAAGACGUCUUCCCUCAGGUACAUUAAAUGCUUUCCUGCCUAUAUUUACGUGUUAAGGUCAAGCCCCGCCGUAAAAAUGAUAUGAACUGUCGUUAUCAAAUCAAAAUGCAUGUUUAUUUGACUUUUUUUUACAUCGAUCUCACAGUAAUUUGUACAUAUUUAACUCGCCGUAAUUCAUAACAACACCCCUUACAGAAAACAAGCAAAAUCAUGAUUUAUAGUCCAUGAACACAUGGGAUGGCUUGGGGUUGAGUGGAUCUCGGGCUGAGGGCGAUCCCUUUAAAUCAUGUAGGUGUUGGUUUUAUCCAGAACG
Messenger RNA from Puntigrus tetrazona (Sumatra barb), 1601 nucleotides. RefSeq lists its product as uncharacterized. The transcript has 8 exons. Lineage: Eukaryota; Metazoa; Chordata; Actinopteri; Cypriniformes; Cyprinidae. The record is from RefSeq and is a predicted model, not a curated record. The coding region runs from base 1 to 873 and encodes 290 amino acids.